Molecule: messenger RNA, 432 nt
Organism: Prorocentrum cordatum
Lineage: Eukaryota; Dinophyceae; Prorocentrales; Prorocentraceae
Source: the annotation of a GenBank genome assembly
AUGCAGUCGGGCACCCACGCGGUGCUCCCCUUCACCGCGGUGAACGGUCCCUGGACCACGGAGCGCCUGGCGAAGACGAUCCCGGCCUUCAUCUCUGCCCUGCUGAAGAAGCUCGGCAAAGCCUCUGGAGACGCAAAUCCGCUGCACGUCUUGGCAAAUAUCAGCUAUGGGCUGCAGACUCGCCAGGAGCUGGGCUGGCCACCCUUGCAGCGGUACCCUUUCUGCGGGCCGCCGGCCAAGGAGGACAAGCGCGCUGCAGCGAGUGCCGCCAAGGUCAUCGCCAAGCGUUUCGCAGAGUUUCGCGGCGAUCUCGUUGGCCCUUACAUUGGCCCUUACUUGGAAACAACGCUGUCUCGAGUUGCUGGUGGUGAGAAGAACCCUUCCAAGAUCAUGGCUCAGGCAGUUAGCUACGUCGAAACAUGCCUCGCCUGA